UGGCGCGAAGUCGGCGGCGGAAGCGGGUUUGAAGCCAGGGGAGGGCGAGUCAGCGGCGAACGCAGCAGAAGGUGCCGAUGCGAAGAGCGUGCCUGGCGUCGAUGCCUUCGGCCUGGACAACGCAGCAGCUUCCGCCCAGGACCCGGACGCAAGCUGA
Molecule: messenger RNA, 157 nt
Organism: Eimeria necatrix
Lineage: Eukaryota; Apicomplexa; Conoidasida; Eucoccidiorida; Eimeriidae
Exons: 1
Source: RefSeq, a predicted model, not a curated record